GCGCCCGUUGUUCGACCAGCUGAUCGUGAACAGCUAUGUCGCGGGGCAGGGGAUCGCGCGGCACGUCGACCUGCUAAAGUUCUCGGACGGCGUCCUCGGGGUCUGCCUCGGCGCCAGCGCGACGCUCACGCUACGCCGGCUGCGCGACGACACCGUCGUGAGGGCGGGCAGCGAGUGCGCGCUACAAGACAGCGAGCUCACUGGCGAGGUUGUGGAGGUCGACGUCGGCGCUGGCGACGUGUACGCGAUGUGCGGGGAGGCCAGGCACCGCUGGACGCACGAGAUACGCGCGGACUCCCUGCGCGGGCCCCGGCGCCUGAGCCUCACCCUGCGUCGGCUGCGGCCCUCCGCCUGGCAGGGCCCCCAGGCCAGCUCCGAGGCGCGGCCCAUCCGCUGGACAGCGGGGGCGGACGCGAGGGCCUGCGACGGCAGGGAGGGCGAGGACGAUGGGCGACGGCCGACGGCGUCGGCGCUGACAUCCCCGCUGGUGCCGCCCGCGCGUCUGCCGCAACAGCAUGGGUUGCAGGGGCACGGGGCGCCGUAG
This is a messenger RNA of Prorocentrum cordatum, 544 nucleotides long. NCBI's taxonomy places the organism in Eukaryota, Dinophyceae, Prorocentrales, Prorocentraceae. The record is from the annotation of a GenBank genome assembly.